Molecule: messenger RNA, 1825 nt
Organism: Aphidius gifuensis
Lineage: Eukaryota; Metazoa; Arthropoda; Insecta; Hymenoptera; Braconidae
Gene: CycD
Product: G1/S-specific cyclin-D2
Exons: 5
Coding region: 832-1761 (309 amino acids)
Biological process (GO): regulation of cyclin-dependent protein serine/threonine kinase activity; mitotic cell cycle phase transition; positive regulation of G1/S transition of mitotic cell cycle
Cellular component (GO): nucleus; cytoplasm; cyclin-dependent protein kinase holoenzyme complex
Molecular function (GO): cyclin-dependent protein serine/threonine kinase regulator activity
Source: RefSeq, a predicted model, not a curated record
UACACGAACAUACAAUUUACCAGUUGGCUAUAGUCAAAAACUCAAACCAGCCAAAUAUAUUCUCUGGAUUCUCUCUUAUUCACAAAGUACAAUUUUGGCAUUCUGACCUGGUAAGUUGCCAGUGUCGGGUCGUGGAAAAAAAAAGUGAAAGGUUUUUUUUUUUUAAUACAAAUUUAUUCACGAUUAAUAUACAUAUAAUAUAUAUUUUCUACAAUUAUUUUAUUAUUUGAAUAAUUAAUUUAUAUAAAUAAAAUUAAAUAAAAAUGUUUUAAAAAAAAAUAUUUAGAAACAAAAAUUAAAAUAUUUCCAAAGGACUUUAUCUGCGAUUUUUUUUUUUCUAUUUAACAAUAAGUUUAAUAUCCAGUGAUUUAAUAAUUAAUUAAUACAUUAUAGACAGUGAGAAAAAAUAAAAAUAAAAAAGGAUACUUAACCAAGGAAAAAUGAUAAAUAAUCAAAUGUGAUUUUCAAAAUAAUAAAUUAUUAAAAUAUAAAAGAACAAAAAUUUUUAGAGAAGACUGAAUAAUAGUAUUUAAAUAAACAAAAAAAAAAAAAAAUAGGUGUGGUGGUAUUUAAAUUUAUGUUUAUCAGUGUGCAAUUAUAUUUGUGUGUUUUUGUGAAUUUUAAUUUUAUUUAUAACUAAAAAAAUAAAUAAAUAAAAUUAGUUUAUAUUUUUUCUGUCAGUUAACAUUUAAAUAAAAGCAAUCCACGUGAAACAAUUAGUUUAAAAUCCAGCAGUGUAUUUAGAUAGUAGAUUUAAAUUGUUUUUCUUUUUUUUUUAAAUUAAAGAAACAACAAAGAAAAAAAAGAAUAAACAACAAAGAACUGACAAUAAUGGAUCUUCUUUGUUGUGAAACAGCUGAGACAGAAUGUCGUGCAUAUCCAGAUCCAGUAUUACUUAAUGAUGAAAGAGUUUUACAAAAUUUGCUUAAAACUGAAGAACGUUAUGCACCAAGUAGCUCAUACUUUGAGUGUGUUCAGAGGGACCUAUCACCAGUCAUGCGCAAAAUCGUUGCCGAAUGGAUGUUGGAGGUUUGUGAAGAACAAAAAUGUCAAGACGAAGUAUUUCCAUUAUCAAUGAACUACCUUGACAGAUUUUUAUCAAUUUGUCCAAUAAGAAAAUCACAAUUACAACUACUUGGUACAGCAUGUUUAUUAUUAUCAUCAAAACUCAAAGAAACAAUGCCACUUACAGCACAAGUACUAGUUUUCUACACAGACAAUUCAAUCACAAUUGAUGAUCUUUGGAGGUGGGAACAACUUGUUGUAUCAAAACUAAAAUGGGAAUUAUCAGCAAUUACACCUGGUGAUUUUUUACUUCAUAUUUUAAAUCGUUUGCCAAUUGAUAAUCGUUCAAUGGAUUCAAUUAUGGUUAGAAGACAUGCACAAACAUUUAUUGCAUUAAGUGCAAGAGAAUACAAGUUUUCAAUGUACACACCUAGUAUGAUAGCAGCUGCAAGCGUUGCGGCUGCACUUCAUGGUCUUGAUUGGACGGGAAAAAGUGGAUAUGGACUUUCUGGCCUUCUUGACGAACUCACCCGCAUCACUGCUAUCGAACAGGAUUAUUUGCAAAGCUGUUUUGAAAAAAUUGAAGAAAUGGUAUCACAAGUUAGAAAUACAAGUCAUCAAACAACAAUUACAAAUAAUAUUUGUAUUAAUAAUCAAACAACAAGGAAGAUGGGGGACCAGAACAUGAGCCAGGAUAAAAUUAUUGAACAUGAAAAAGCUGGUACACCAACUGAUGUUAGAGAUGUACAUUUUUAAUAAUCCUGGCUCGUUAAAAAAUUAAAAAAUAUAUUAUUAAAAAAAACACACACACAAAAAACAA